Messenger RNA from Fusarium vanettenii 77-13-4, 1010 nucleotides. RefSeq lists its product as uncharacterized. The transcript has a single exon. Bases 100 to 732 code for a protein of 210 amino acids. Lineage: Eukaryota; Fungi; Ascomycota; Sordariomycetes; Hypocreales; Nectriaceae. Gene Ontology annotation, cellular component: membrane; cytoplasm. The record is from RefSeq and is a predicted model, not a curated record.
CACUCACCAAGACCCGUCGAUUGGCCUCCACAUCCUCUCAGGCUUUUAUUCCUAUGGCCUUGUAUCUCUCCAUGGCUGCAUAACCUAUCUAUCGUCACCAUGCGUCGCGCCCUCAACCUGCGCCUCGCCCUCCAGGCCACCGCCAUAAAGGUCUCGGCCAACCUGGUCGUCCAGCUCAUCAAGCACUACAGCACCCCUGGCCAGUCCACCUUUGACUCGCAGCAAGUCCUUGAGUUUGCCAUCUAUGGUUUCAUCGGCUCUCAGAUCGGCAACAUCAUUCAGUUCGUCCUCGAGGACUGGUUCCCUACUGGCAGCUCACAGCCCAGCGGCGAGGUGCUGCCCAGCAUCCAAGGCGACGUACAGCAGCUGGAAGAGAAGAAGGACGAUGAUACCGUGGUUCGUGAAAAGAAGCGAUCGUGUCUCAACCUCAGCCCUGAUAUAAUAUGGCGUAAUAUCCUGGCCAAGCUGGUACUCGACCAAACCAUUGGCCUCGCCAUCAGCGGCUCCGUCUUUCUCAUCUGUACAAACAUCGCCCGUGUACCGCACCCAAACCUAGUUUUCCUCGUCAUCCGCGAUAGGCUAUGGCCUCUUGUCAAAGCGGGAUGGCACAUCUGGCCACUGGUGGCCGUCUGCAACUUCCUCUGGGUUCCAGUACGAUCGAGAGUGCUGGUAGCUGUGUGUGUGGGAUUUGGAUGGAGCAUAUUCUUGAGCAUCUUUGCUAUGAGGAAGUGAGGAGAAUUUUGCGUUGUUCCAGUUGGAGUUCCGGGGUUUGACGGGGUGAUGCAAGCGACGCGAGUGCAUGGCAUCAACAGCAAUUAUCUGCAUUUUUCUUUGUAUUGGAGUUGUAUGGAUUAGACAAGCAACAAGUUCUUUUGUCUCUUUAAUAACGACGGUGGCUGGCUAUUAUUGAGGUUGUAUCUGAGUCACGGAGUUGCUUAUCUGUAGCUGGCUGAGAUAUGUAGCUAUCUAAGGGCGACCAGAGGUGGAAUCACAACAAGCGUUUAUGAAAG